Messenger RNA from Myotis lucifugus (little brown bat), 1205 nucleotides. It is a transcript of the gene MTARC1, whose product is annotated as mitochondrial amidoxime reducing component 1. Gene Ontology annotation, biological process: nitrate metabolic process. Gene Ontology annotation, molecular function: pyridoxal phosphate binding; nitrate reductase activity; molybdenum ion binding. The record is from RefSeq and is a predicted model, not a curated record. Lineage: Eukaryota; Metazoa; Chordata; Mammalia; Chiroptera; Vespertilionidae. Bases 37 to 744 code for a protein of 235 amino acids. The transcript has 6 exons. Gene Ontology annotation, cellular component: mitochondrial inner membrane.
UGCAGGUUUUGGCUGGUGAUCAACGAGGCGGGGAACAUGGUGACUGCUCGCCAGGAGCCUCGCCUGGUGCUGGUGUCCCUGACCUGCGAGGGGGACACCCUGACCCUCAGUGCAGCCUACACACCGGACCUGCUGCUGCCCAUUGAGACGCCCGCCACCAACCCCGUGCUCAAGUGCAGGGUGCACGACCUGGAGAUCGAGGGCCGGGACUGUGGCGAGGCGGCGGCCCAGUGGAUCACCAGCUUCCUGAAGACCCAGCCCUACCGCCUGGUGCACUUCGAGCCUCACAUGCGACCAAGAAAGGCCCACGAGAUAAAGGAUGCGUUCCGGCCCACGGACCAGAUCGCUUACUCUGACGCCAGCCCGCUCCUGAUACUGUCCGAGGCUUCGCUGGCCGAUCUCAACUCCAGGCUGGAGAAGAAAGUGCAGGCCAUGAACUUCAGGCCCAAUAUCGUCAUUUCGGGGUGUGGCGUCUACGCAGAGGAUGCGUGGCACAAGCUUCUUAUUGGGGACGUGGAACUGAAGAGGGUGAUGGCUUGUUCCAGGUGCGUUUCAACCACCGUGGACCCGGACACGGGCGUCAUGAGCAGGAAGGAGCCGCUGGAGACCCUGAAGAGUUACCGCCUGUGUGACCCUUCUCAACAGAAACUGUAUGGAAAAUCGCCUCUCUUUGGACAGUACUUGGUUCCGGAAAACCCAGGGACCAUCAGAGUGGGAGACACCGUGUACCUGCUGGAGCAGUAAUGGGAACCCCAGGUCCCGGGACGGCAGGUGCCUUGAAAAGCUGUCCUCAGAAAUGCCACCCCUUGCCCUAACAGUGUUUUGGAGCUGCCGCCUCCGCGUGUGCUUGAGAUCUGUGAUUUCCACGUCUUUGCUCUUGUGGACUUCCUUGUGUCUCGAUGUUUCCAGUGUCCUGAGGCUCCAGGCAAAAAAAAAUAUAGUCUCCAUAACUGAGUCGGACUUCCGGAAGUCACCUGCCGGGCGUCUGAAAAUUCAGUGUUAAACUAUGAUUGCGGAGUAAUUCUUUCUCCUUCCUCUUUAUUCCUCUCCCUGGAGCGCUCACCUCCGUCAUGUCUUUGCCACCCCCCAGGGAAAGAGAAAAGAAGAGAAAGAGGAAGAGUGGGCGAGUGAGAUGCAUGUUCUAGAAGGUUUUGUGACCGCACGUGUGGGGCACGCAAGGGAAAUUAAAUAGCUUCCCAAACAAG